UCCUCUGUGACCUGACGCCGCCCCUGCUGCGCUCCGAGCCGUGCCCUGAGGCUGUGUUGGUCGGACCGGCCGGCAGUGGCCGCUGGAGAGGCGAGGGGAGCGGGUGUCUGGUGGCCGGGCCGGGUGGUGGGUGGCUGGGACAGUGGAGUCGGAGCGUGUGCUGGUCGGUGACGCUGGUGGAUAACGGGAGACGGAUGACUCGACGACAUGCUUCGAUCGCCAUCGGUGGUGGACGAGGGACGCCAUCGGUGAUGGACGAGGGACGCCAUCGGCGGUGGACGAGGGACGCCAUCGGUGGUGGACGAGGGACGCCAUCGGUGAUGGACGAGGGACGCCAUCGGUGGUGGACGAGGGACGCCAUCGGUGGUGGACGAGGGACGCCAUCGGUGGUGGACCGCCAUCGUCACCGCCGUCCUAACUGUACCAGAACAACAGCGGCGGACCGAGACAGCAGAGCGGCACCGGGCGGCCACUUCGGAACGGGGCGGUAUGAGAGGCGGAGAUGGCGCGCCCUCUGGUCCAGUCCAGAGCGCGGAGCGACCCACAGAACGAGGCGGAGCGCCCGCCGCUACAGAUGGCGCCACCGAGGCUGGCGAGCGACCUCCAGCAGCUGGCGCCGCCCUCGGUGGAGCUCACCGCGGGCACAGAUGGCAGCACCGUCGACUUAUGUCCGGGUUCAGUGCAUCUCGCCGCUGAGCCGCCGCCUUUUUCAUCCCAUCAACAUAGUUCGUACUUCGCAGUGCCCUCUGUGCAUCUCUCCCUUGGUAUAGAUGGCACCACCGUCGACUGGGUGCCGAUGCCUGCGUGACUCGUGUUGACCUGCCGCGUUCUCUGAAUCUGAGGCCUCAGCUCGCCUAGUGGGUGGUGUCUAUCUGCUAUAAGGGCUUAUAGUGUUAUGUUAUUAUGCCCGCUCACACACCCUGUCGUGGCGGAAACUCUCCCGUAUCGAAGUACUCGCGUCCCGAGAUCGUUGACACGUCUGCCCAUUGCAAGGCCGGUUGUCCCAACCGGUGCAUGUGUUGGCUGCAUUUUGUAUGUGCGACACGUGCGUUGACUGUAUAGCCAUACCUCGCCGACUGUUGUUGAAAUUAUGUUGAAAGUGUCGUCUAUUGUAUGCUGGAGUGAGCGUAUUUAGUCACCGCCCGCCGCUAAUCUAAACAUUUAGGGCGUUUGGUCGGAUGGUACACUGUCGCUGCCACGUGUGGGCACCGCAUGGCUGCCGCCUUUUCACUGUCAUCACCGUGUCGUUAUCCGCGCGAACGUUGAGAGCUUCAUGUUGAUGUGAUGCACGUCGUUGUUCGUUGUUUGGCAUUCGAUCAUUGAUCGUCACGAAAUAGUCAGGUUCUUUGUGACUCAGACCCCUGUGCUCCUGAUGUUUCCCGUGUAUGCAUGCCACCGAUCAAUGUAAGGCAUAGAAGAAUGAAUGUCGUGAAGAAAGCCUGUUUUAGGAUUGAUUUGAUGUGCGGGUGUUCAGCUACUCAGCCCUGCCCUUGGACCUGCCUGCUGGCAAUUGGUGCGUAGAUUGUCGAGUGUUAUGGCAAAUAAAUUGCUGAAAACCA
Molecule: messenger RNA, 1559 nt
Organism: Amphibalanus amphitrite
Lineage: Eukaryota; Metazoa; Arthropoda; Thecostraca; Balanomorpha; Balanidae
Exons: 3
Coding region: 195-770 (191 amino acids)
Source: RefSeq, a predicted model, not a curated record